Molecule: messenger RNA, 5928 nt
Organism: Electrophorus electricus (electric eel)
Lineage: Eukaryota; Metazoa; Chordata; Actinopteri; Gymnotiformes; Gymnotidae
Gene: map4k3b
Product: mitogen-activated protein kinase kinase kinase kinase 3b
Biological process (GO): intracellular signal transduction; protein phosphorylation
Cellular component (GO): cytoplasm
Molecular function (GO): MAP kinase kinase kinase kinase activity; ATP binding
Source: RefSeq, a predicted model, not a curated record
UAUAACAAUAUAACAACAAUAAUAAUACCGUGUUUAAGUAUAUGUGGCGUUAGAGUAGUUAAUGUGUUGUUAAUAUACUAAUGAUUUGGACGCUACUGUAGCGCGCGAGUGCGGGGCCACACGCUGCAGCUCCAACGUUCUUCCCAUCGCUACGCAGAAAGCACGAGCACGGGCUCGCGUAUGAGUCAGCGGAACGAACCCGACGUAACAGCGGCGCGUGCCUCGCGCUGAAGGUGGGGUCGACCUUUAAAGACGGGCUUUAAAAAGCGCACGCGCUCACGCGAGGUGCGGACGCCAAAACAAAAGAACCAGACAACACUCUUUAAACCGUCUGAAUGCGCAAUUAGUUGUGACGACGACUCGCGCGUGGUCAUGUGCAUGCAUGCGUGCUCGGGGAACCGGGCGGACCGGUCUCUUCGAGCCGCGCGCGCCCAGCGGAGCGCCUUCGCGCAGCAGCCGCGCUGCUUUACGCAGGCGCGCUACACAGCGGAAGCCAUGUUGAAGUUCGGUGGGACUGGACGCGUUGCCCCGUCUCCGUGUGCAUCCUCGCGCGCCCUCCUCCCGCUGCUGCCCUCGCUACCGUAACUGUGUACCGGAGGGCAAGGCGACGACCGUGCCAUGAGCUCCAGCCUGGAUCUUUCUCGGCGGAACCCGCAAGAGGAUUUUGAACUGAUCCAGAGGAUCGGAAGCGGAACCUACGGAGAUGUGUACAAGGCUCGCAAUGUCAACACGGGGGAGCUGGCAGCCAUUAAAGUCAUCAAGCUGGAACCGGGGGAAGACUUUGCGGUGGUGCAGCAGGAGAUUGUAAUGAUGAAGGACUGUAAACACUCCAACAUCGUGGCCUACUUUGGCAGCUACCUGAGGAGGGAUAAGUUAUGGAUCUGUAUGGAAUACUGUGGAGGCGGCUCACUGCAGGACAUUUACCAUGUCACAGGGCCUCUGUUGGAACCACAGAUUGCAUAUGUGUCACGGGAGACACUACAGGGAUUAUUCUACCUCCACAACCAAGGCAAGAUGCACAGAGACAUUAAGGGGGCCAAUAUCCUGCUCACAGACAACGGUUAUGUGAAGCUGGCGGACUUUGGGGUCUCUGCUCAGAUAUCAGCCACUCUGGCUAAGAGGAAGUCCUUCAUCGGAACUCCAUACUGGAUGGCUCCAGAGGUGGCUGCGGUGGAGAGGAAGGGCGGCUAUAACCAGCUGUGUGACAUCUGGGCUGUAGGCAUCACAGCUAUAGAACUGGCCGAACUGCAGCCUCCCAUGUUUGACCUGCAUCCGAUGAGGGCCCUCUUCCUCAUGACUAAGAGCAACUUCCAGUCUCCUAAACUCAAAGACAAGGUGACAUGGACAAACAACUUCCAUCACUUUGUGAAAAUGGCACUGACCAAAAACCCCAAGAAGAGGCCAACAGCAGACAAACUGCUCCAGCACCCGUUCGUGUCCCAGCCGCUGAGCCGGACGCUUGCCAUUGAGCUAUUGGACAAGGCCAGCAACCCAGACCACGCCCACUACAGUGACGAGGACGAGGACCCUGACCCUGAGUCCCCUGUGAUGGUCCCUCAUCGGAUUCGCUCAACAAGCAGAAGUUCACGAGAUGGAAAGACUCUGUCAGAGAUCAACUUUGAUCAGGUGAAGUUUGAUCCUCCUUUGAGAAAAGAGACAGAGCCACAUCAUGAGGGGGAACAGAUGGAGACUCAGAGCUUAAUAGGAGAGAAUAAGAGUCUUUUAAAGUCUGUAGAAGAAGAACUUAAUCAGAGGGGUCAUGUGACACAUUUAGAGGAUGAUGAUGAGGCUGAUAAUUGUGGUGAUGAUGAAGCUGUCCAAACCAGCUGGAUGGGAAAAGCAGUGCCAGGACCCAAAAAUUCACAUUCCAGUUCCACCAUGAGACCCAAAGUACCUCCACCAUUACCCCCUAAACCAAAGUCUCUGAGUUCAGCUCAGAAUGGUCCUGUUGUAGAGGACAGUGAACAAGGCACCAUCAAACGCAGCCCUGCUUCUCCAAACCCCGCCCCUCAUCCUCGCCCCACCUCCUGUGUGCCCCCCAGGCCGCCGCCCCCUCGCCUGCCCCCCCACAGACGCAGCAGCUUAGGUAAUGGACUUAGCCCUGCCCAGCAGAACGGAGAGUGGGAGCGACAGCUGACCCUCCCCACUGUGCCCAGCCGGAGGAGCAGAGAUGUUCCCAAGCCAGUCAGUAACGGCCUACCACCCACACCCAAAGUGCACAUGGGUGCGUGCUUCUCUAAGGUGUUCAACGGAUGUCCGCUGAAGAUCCACUGUGCUACGUCCUGGAUCAACCCGGACACCCGAGAUCAGUAUUUGAUUUUCGGAGGUGAAGAAGGCGUCUAUACUCUGAACCUGAAUGAACUGCACGAAUCCGCCAUGGAACAGAUAUUUCCACGGAGAUGCACGUGGCUGUAUGUGAUGAACAACUGGCUACUCUCCAUAUCUGGUAAAGCAUCUCAGCUUUACUCCCAUAAUCUCGGUGGCCUCUUCGAACAGGCUAGGCAGAUGCAGAAGUUACCGGUUGCCAUACCGACACACAAGCUCCCUGAUAAAAUCAUCCCUCGGAAGUUCACAGUGUCCAAUAAGAUUCCAGAUACAAAAGGAUGCCAGAAGUGUUGUGUAGUUCGUAAUCCAUACACAGGGCACAAAUACCUUUGUGGUGCGUUCCAGUCCUAUGUAGCUCUGUUUGAAUGGGUGGAGGCCAUGCAACGGUUUAUGCUCAUCAAGAUUAUAGACUUCACGCUGCCCUGUCCUCUAGAAGUGUUUGAGAUGUUGGUGGUCCCGGAGUGUCAGUACCCUCUCAUCUGCGUUUCCGUCAGCAAGGGCAGCCAGCCCAACCAGGUCGUGACCUUUGGCACGGUCGACCCCAAUGUCCCUGUCCCGACCUUCACAGAGCCUGAUACACCCCAGACGUGUGUGAUUCACGUCACCCAGCUGGAGAGGGACACCAUACUGGUCUGCCUGGACAGGUGUAUUAAGAUGGUGAAUUUACAAGGCAGAUUAAAAUCAAACAAGAAGCUGUCUGCUGAACUCACCUUUAGCUUUCAGAUAGAAGCAAUAGUGUGUUUGCAGGAUAGCGUGCUGGCGUUCUGGAGACAUGGCAUGCAGGGACGUAGCUUCAAGACCAAUGAGAUCACACAGGAGAUCUCAGACAGUUCUCGUAUCUUCAGACUGCUGGGAUCAGACAGGACAGUGGUAUUGGAAAGCCGGCCUACAGACAACCCCAUGGCCCAGAGUAACCUGUACAUACUCGCAGGCCACGAGAACAGCUACUGAUCUUACACGCACGCGCACACACACACAAACCCAUUCCACAGCCAUGCAGCACUACACUACGUCCCAGCCACGUGUAUAAGCUAUGUGUGUCCAUGCAGACAUUCUCCGUGUGCUCUCACCCACCUGAUCUACACACACAGCACCCGGACAAACCGCAACGCAAACCACGACCCUGCAAACUGCAGCUCACCCUGCUCGACUUGACGAGGACCUGCAACACGCUGCCGCGUCUCGCACCAUAUCGUGGAUGGACCAGGCAGUCCGGCUUCUUUUACGUUCUUUGCUCACGCAUGCUACAGGGACAGCGUCUUCUUCCUGUGCUUUUUAGGUUUUUAACGGUGACUCCUCCCCCCCACCCCGAGCAGUCUUACCCCUCCAACAGGGGGCUCCAGAACACCUGGAGGUCCGCCUUUACCCUGUGAGCCCUUAAAUGACUCUGCCUUCGCUCUUCGGAUCCCAUGAGGGCAGCGUAACUUCUGCGUAGGUAUUUGUUGCCAUGAAAUAUUACACCGUAAUGAAAUAAUAUGCUUGUGAAUUUAUGCACCGUGUUAUAAGAACAUGUACUUGCAUAGAAGUUACAGUAUGCUAACGUUUGUACAUACUUUGGUUCAGACACCUGAGGAAGCUGGCCUGGAGAUUUAAGGGAUUUUAAGGGAACGUUUGAUCCCAAAACACUAAUGUUGGUCUGCGAGAACAAUUAUGCCAACCAGUCUACAACUUUUUGGUUAUUUAUUUCUAUUUAAUAAUUAUUUAUAUAUGUGGAACAUGUCAUGUCCAGAUUUUCUUCUCUGAAGUCCUUUUCUCAAACUUAAAGCUGAAACAUGAGGGGUUUUUUUUUUUUUAAACCAUCGCUGCUUGGUUCCAGAAACUCUAAACUUUGUGCUGUUUGCAACAGCAAUGUGCCUCACUACACACUAAAAGUCUUUAAUGAGAGCUUGGCUUUGGGGUGAGUGUCGUUACUAGAGGGCCGAUGCUCAACAACAGCACCCUGUUCGCUGUGCGUAUGUGUGUGAGUGUGUGUGAGAGAGAGAGAGAGUGAGUGAGUGCAUAUUUAAACUGCCAGCUACCCUUCCUUGUUCCAAAUGAAAUUGCUCCUGCUAAAAAAAAAACAAUAUAGUUAUGUUACCAACAUUUAAUUUCUUGCAAGUUGACCAAGUUGAGUUUUGCUUAGUACAUCAGCACACACACACUGGCUGCGUAAGACUGGAGGAAACUAGAUGAUGAAAUCGGCCCUAGGAAACAAACAUGGCCAUUCUAGCAACUUUAUCGUGCUUCACUAAGAUCAUGUCUGAUACUUAGUCUCUAAAUAUUUAGCUUUGCUUCUUCUCUCGAGCCGCCCAGGUCGUAGCCCAUCCGUGGCACUGAUCCCAGACCUGUGGGGUUGGGUGGGCGUGCCCACCGUAAUCCCGGCUUCACGUGCUGAUGUGAAAGUGCAUGUCUGUUGUGCUUUUUCAUACCAAGUUCAUUCAUGUUGAAGGUUACCAGCUCAUCUUGCUGUUCCAGUCAGUCAUGUACUGGUCUGUAAUGAGGUUUAAGAGCAAUCACUGCUGCAUGACACGUAUAUGUUUAUGAAGUUGGAAUUUUGUUGCGCCUUUUUGAAUAAUGUCACCACACCUUUUAAAUAUGUAACAUUUUACUAAUCACUGUACUGAGAAAUUUGCAGUUUCUUAUGGACGAUAAUGUGAUGGUCACAGUUUGCAAAUGCACGCAUGUGGCGAGACGUACAUAGAAUGGCACAAGUAACACGUGCGUGUUCACGUGCACGCGCGUGUUAGAGCUAGACUAGCACAUGGUCAUUACUCAGAAAUACUGGGUUUAAAGGACAUCAAAUGAUCCCAAAACACUCAUCAGACUGCAACUCCUGUUAACACGGAACGAGGUUGUUCUAGUGACCCAGCACGUGGGAAUGAGAGCGCACAAGACCGCAGGGCUGCAACCCGGUUCAUUCCUCCAAUACUGCUGGUCUCUCAUUACUGAAUUUAAUUAAGUACGGGUUCCUUUUCAGAAAUGACGAUGUCUGUCUUAAGUCAAGGGCUAAGUUUGGCAAGAUGCUUUCUAAACAACGGCACGUUAGCGGAUUUAUUAAUUAAGACGGGGUUAAAAAAAAAAAACGUUUAAUGCAUUGGAUUAGCGUUUCAGAUUGUGUAAUCUAGUAGAAAAUGAUGACAAAAAUGGUUUCUACAUGAUGUGAAUCCAGAUUUUGGUUGUUUGCAAAGUCACCUUGCUCUGAUAGAUGAGAGACUGCUCGCCAUCCGAUUGGAAGGAUUGAAGCUUCCUGUGUAUUUACCCAUUAAACAUCCCAUGUACAUAGCACUACCAGUUAAACAUGCAGGGAAAGACUACUACUGAGAGAGAGAGAGAGAGAGGGAGAGAGAGAAUGCAGUUGUCCUAUUACGAGAUGGUUGUGUAGGUUGAGUCAUUCGGGUAGUCUGGCACGUGUUAAUGAUCCAACUAAAUGUUUCUCAGCUGCAUUAAAAACGUUAAAAUUCACAUUGCAGUGCAUAUGCCAUGUAAAUAGUGUAAAGUAUAUUUGGUUUUACAGACUGUAUAAUCCUGUAUAAUCAUCUCUAUUUUGUUUCAAUUGUGAAACCGAGCAAUGGAAUUGAGGUAACCUAUUAAAAAGAAACCAAACUGACAUUAAGGGUCACUGUA